Desarmillaria tabescens is the source of this 2115-nucleotide messenger RNA. RefSeq lists its product as uncharacterized. The transcript is spliced from 6 exons. Lineage: Eukaryota; Fungi; Basidiomycota; Agaricomycetes; Agaricales; Physalacriaceae. The record is from RefSeq and is a predicted model, not a curated record. Bases 175 to 1680 code for a protein of 501 amino acids.
GCUUCUCCCCGCUGUGGCAACAACAAGUUGCCCUCCCCGCAUUCAUGGGCCACUACCCCUACUUGCGUUCUCAAGCUCAAGUCUAGAAAAGGAAUCGUCCGCACGGAAUUCUGGAAACUUCGAGUACCAAUAAGGGUUUCUCCAGGUCGGCUCCUUCCGUGGAUAGUUGCCAAGAUGUAUCAAAUUUUCAUGAUCUUUCUUACUCUCCUGUGCAUCACUCGCGCCUCUGAGGUGGAGAUAUCUCCCGAUGGUCGUGAUGGCGUACCCGUGUGUUUCGAAGAUCGCCGAACGAUUUUGAGUAUCGUAUGGAGCUGCCUUGCCACAAUAUUUGCUUGCACUUGGCUCGCCGUACAUCCCAAUGUCCCAGGUCGUAACAUCACCACAAAGGGGUCCAUUUCCUGUGCUAUUGAACGCGUGAAGAUUAUGGUCGUCGCAAUUUUGGCGCCAGAGGUUAUCGUUGCAUGGGCAGCAGAGCAGUUUAUGGUGGCAUGGAGGCUGUGCCACGGAAUGGAUAUUUCUAUCUCCUCAGUGAUCCGUGCUUGGAGAGGAAAAAAAGCGGACGACGCCCCAGGUCCAACGAGGGGGGAAACAGAAGACGAUUCCCCAGAUCUGACCAUGUCUCAUGGGUUUUUUCUCAGCAUGGGCGGGUUUUUUUAUACAAAAAUACGUUACACCGAAAGAUCUGCCGACGAUAGCCGCUCAUACAGGAUGCACAGUAAUCUACACUUUCCAGGCGGCCCUUCUGAUCGUCGCACGGUCCACAAGGUCGAAAAACGCCUCCUUACUCUACGUGAUCUCAAAAAUCAACCGGACUUGAUGAAGAAACUAAAUGCAGUCAGGGUUGAGACAAUCGAAGACAAAAGUAAAGGCGAUGCGUUGUCAAAAACGUUUUCUAUCCUCCAAAUAUCCUGGUUCAUCGCACAGUGCAUCGGUCGAAGCAUUCAGUAUCUUCCUAUCACGCUCCUUGAAAUGACCGCACUCGCAUUCGCUGGGCUUAGCAUGAUCACUUACUGCUUGUGGUGGUAUAAGCCCCUCAAUGUUAAGUAUCAUAUUUCUUUGGACGGGCCCAAUGCGAAAAAGUUACAACCAACACCGGAAACAGACCCUCUCCAUCGCAUUCUCGCAGAACCUUCUGCGCUGGGAUUGGUGCUGCGUACCAUUUUAGGGUUCGCUGUUACAGACGACUGUCUAUGGGAUAUCGACAUGUAUAAGGACAUCACAUACGGCGCCUUCAGAUUUUCAUCCGGUACCAGCAAUCAGUCGUGGUCACGUUUUGUGAUCCUGGCUUGCGUAGGGUCGCUAUUCGGGGCCUUCCAUUGUGCGGCUUGGUCAUUCUACUUUCCAUCCCCCACUGAAAUGAUGCUAUGGCGGGUUUCAUCUUUGGCAGUCUUAAUUGGACUCCUUGCAGCAGUACAUUACCCUGGUGCUACUCUAAUUACUGAGGGGCAACGUCCCGGGUGGAUGUCGAAGGUACCACAGAUAUUACCACACUCAUGGACAGACUCUCGCAUUUGGAAUCUGUUCUUGUGGGUCUGUGUGGUUAUAUUGUCAAGCGUUGGAGCAGUUGCAUACAUUAUAGCGCGGAUUAUGCUGAUCGUCCUUGCCUUCAUGCAGUUACGUUCCCUGCCACCAUUAGCCUUUCAUACGGUACAAUGGACCACGUACAUACCGCAUAUAUAGUUUCGGUUAUACAUUCUACGACUCGAACCUCCUUCUUCGACUCACGCUGUUGUGUUGAACGAUCACCUACUUAUCUAUCUUACAGCUGCUUGUGGCAUUGUUCUCGACUCCUUGUAUUUAGCUUUCAUAAGUCUUGGAAGACACUCGAGGAACGCAAGCAGACUCAGGGAUGGCAAGUGUAUGGCAAGUGUAUUGUUUCGCUGGAUCGAAGGUCUGUCAGCAAUGUGUCUACGAGACUACGGAGAGGAACUCACGCUGAUCUACCAUGCAGCGGGAUACAUUAAUAUUAGGGCGAGUGUAUGGAUGGGUAAUGGGAAGAUGGAAAUUGGAAAGAAGAACAGCAAAAAAUUGUUAGAGAUAGGAUUAAAUGGAAACGGUAGUCGGUUGAUAGGAGGAUCCGUACACAGCGAUCAGGUGCAUAGAAAUUUAUCUGGC